CUGGGACCUGGAGUGUCACCCAGUGGCUGAGCCUCAGCACAAGACCAGGAUACGCUUCCAGCUCUGUGGCAUUGGUGUGAAGGUUGGUCCAGCGGUGGCUCCUCAGGAAGCAGACUGUUCUCUGGUGAAGACUGAAGCCUUUAAGACCAGGAGAAGACCUGACCCGGUUGCUGAUGGGGGCAUGACUGGUCAGGAGGAGGCUCUGUGUAGGGGGGUAUACGCCCCCCAGGACCACUACUCAUUCCCCCCUACCAGGGUAGGGGAGACCAGCACACUGAAGGUCAACAUGAGAAACAACUCCUUGGAAACACAUGCGCUGAUGUUCCUAACCCCUAAAGAGCCCUUCCACAUCAAGCAUUCCAAAUAUUCCCUAAGAUCCCAACGCUACAUCCACCUGCCAGUCCAGUUCAAGCCGGUUGUAACUGGAAACCACUCCAGCGUGCUGUUGGUUCAGACGGAUACCAGUGGAAACAUCGCUAUCCAGCUGACUGGUGAGGCCCUGGCCUGACUGGCCAAGAGGACUGCUGGUCUGGGUCAGUGAGGCCCUGGCCUGACUGGCCAAGAGGACUGCUGGUCUGGGUCAGUGAGGACUGCUGGUCUGGGUCAGUGAGGACUGCUGGUCUGGGUCAGUGAGGACUGCUGGUCUGGGUCAGUGAGGACUGCUGGUCUGGGUCAGUGAGGCCCUGGCCUGACUGGCCAAAAGGACUGCUGCUCUGGGUCAGUGAGGACUGCUGCUCUGGGUCAGUGAGGCCCUGCCCUGACUGGCCAAGAGGACUGCUGGUCUGGGUCAGUGAGGACUGCUGGUCUGGGUCAGUGAGGACUGCUGGUCUGGGUCAGUGAAGGACUGCUGGUCUGGGUCAGUGAAGGACUGCUGGUCUGGGUCAGUGAGGACUUCUGCUCUGGGUCAGUGAGGACUGCUGCUCUGGGUCAGUGAGGCCCUGCCCUGACUGGCCAAGAGGACUGCUGGUCUGGGUCAGUGAGGACUGCUGGUCUGGGUCAGUGAGGACUGCUGGUCUGGGUCAGUGAGGACUGCUGCUCUGGGUCAGUGAGGACUGCUGCUCUGGGUCAGUGAGGACUGCUGCUUUGUCCAAUAUGGCACCCUAAUCCCUGAUAGUGCACUGCUUCAGGCCUGACAACGUCUCAUUGGUUCCACCCCCGGCAACGUCCCAACGUCUCAUUGGUUCCACCCCCGGCAACGUCCCAACGUCUCAUUGGUUCCACCCCCGGCAACGUCCCAACGUCUCAUUGGUUCCACCCCCG
Oncorhynchus nerka (sockeye salmon) is the source of this 1260-nucleotide messenger RNA. RefSeq names its product centrosomal protein of 192 kDa-like. The transcript is spliced from 5 exons. NCBI's taxonomy places the organism in Eukaryota, Metazoa, Chordata, Actinopteri, Salmoniformes, Salmonidae. Bases 182 to 508 code for a protein of 108 amino acids. Gene Ontology annotation, cellular component: pericentriolar material; cytoplasm; centriole. The record is from RefSeq and is a predicted model, not a curated record. Gene Ontology annotation, molecular function: protein kinase binding. Gene Ontology annotation, biological process: protein localization to centrosome; centriole replication; centrosome-templated microtubule nucleation.